AUGAGGGCUGCAAGAAAGCAUGCUUCAGCAUCUUCUACAGGGGCUGUAGCAUCUCGGUCUGAAGCUGCAGAUGCCGGCACCCAGAUCCGUCUGCACAGCCGAUGGAUGGACAUGGCCACUCAGAGUGUUGCUGUCGAGGGCCCAACCACCAACACACGCCAGAAGGCUUAUGCGCGCUUGAGUAUGAUCGGUGGGAGGCAUUCCAAGCUCGCCAACAGUGAAGUCAUUAAGCCGUUCCACCCGUAUGGUGCUUUCAGGAUUUGCUGGGACAUCAGUGCCAUGGUGUUGAUAGUCGGUGACAGCAUUACACUGCCACCAGCUUUGGCCUGGAACGUGAAAAUGGGGAUUUCCGAUGACGUUUUCGGUUCUUUCUUGUGGUUCAGCUUCUGGGUAAGUUUAGCAUAUUGGACCGCUGAUUUGUUUGUGAAUAUGAACACCGCCACCUACCACAAAGGAGUCUUAAAGACAGGAUACUCGACCAUUCUUGCGAGCUACAUGCGCGGCUGGCUGUUUUUCGACGUGCUUUUGCUAGCUCUUGAUGUCGGGUAUGGCCUGUCCGAGACAAGCCUGUCGGCAGAACUUCGGCUGUUUCGGGUGUCGCGGAUUCUGAGACUCUUACGACUCUUGCGAAUAUUGAAGCUGACGAGGGUCAAUGCUAUUAUCGAAGAAACCGCAGCAAACAGCGGGCAUCAGUCGGUCACGGUCAUCACAGGCAUCACAACUACUGCGAUCGCCAUGGCUUUCUGUGCACACCUAUUGACAUGUAUGUGGUAUGCGAUCGGACGUGGUUUGGAAGAGAGCCAAGAGGUCCAGAGCUGGACCCAACUCGCAGAAGCCGACAGCGUUCCGGAAUGGGUCCAGUACCUUCAUGCUAUGCGCUGGAUAAUCAAUGCACCAGCGCCCCCGCUCUUGGACGCAGGGAGUGGGUUGGAAAGGGGUGCUGACAUUCUAGUGUCAAUUUUCUGUCUCGCUGCGAUGGGUAUGGGAAUUUCGAAAAUUUCCGACACCCUCGCCGAGCUUCGUGCUAUGAACGAAGCUCGGGACCGUCGGCGACGAGAAGUGAGACAAUAUCUCAAUCAGCAACACGUGCCUUUCGAGCUGGUGUCCCGAAUCAUGCGCUUCGUUGAGUAUCGGCUGGAAAAGUUUUCAUCCACGUCUUUAGAUACAUCGUUGAUCUCGCCGACGCUGCAACUGGAACUGUAUGUCAGCCAAAGAAGCAUCCACGUCCUUGAGCUUCCGAUUUUCAAGCUACUGCAGGAGUGCUAUUCAGACGUUUUCGGCUCCCUCUGCGCAGCCCUGGAGAAGCACGUGUACGACAAGGGCGAACACAUAUUUAUUGCUGGUUCUUGGGUGUCUUGCCUUCACAUCACCGCCACUGGCACCUACAGCUAUAUCGAAGGUUUUGACGCCGAAGGUGACGCUGCAGAGUUUACAGGGACCAAGUGGUUCGGGGAGUUGUCGCUUUAUGCCGACGGUACUUUGCAUCAGUCGACGCUUUCGGCGCAGACCUUCUGCGAGACCUUCUCCCUGCGAGGGCCGGACCUGGCACGCUGCGUGGCCCAGUCGCGCGGCUGCACCACCAUGUUCUGCGAUUAUGCCAAGGAGUUCGUGUCUGCCAUGCAGACCAGCAAGACUAAGUGUGGAGAUGAAGAGCAGGUUCACUGCGCCGCGACAUGUUGCAGGAAAAACCAACACUACUUGGAGCUUUAUCCAGACCCAAAGACACAGCUCAAGAACAUCACAAUCCCUUUGAAACGCGGCGAUGCCACUGCUACUAGCUCCAAGAGCUUCUCAAUCUUGCGCUUCAUCCGCAAGCCAGGAAGGCCGACAGAUGCCACAGCCCAGGCAGCCCAGGACCAGGAGCUGGGGAAUUCGACGCCCGGAUGCGCGGAAUCGAACGUGGAGCAUGUGGAAGUUCAUCCAGAUGCCUCGAUUACAAGUUUGUGGCCGCGCCUCGAUGUUUCUGCUGAGCACAUCAACCCCGGCUUGGACUUGUACUUGAAAAGCUUGGGGGUCCGUGCCAUGGAAACGUACAAGCUGACGCAAGAAUUACAGCUUGUUAUUCCCGAGCUGCACUUCGAACACAGUCCACACGUGGUGUUUGAGCAGCCGGCUGAAAGAGAGAGGGCAGAGUCCUCGUGCAUAAGCGUGCUGGCACUUUUCAAGAACCGCUACGACAUCUUUACACAUCCACAGGCUCCUCAUCAACGGCUGGAUGAGACGCAGUGGUUGGAGCUACAGUCUCUGCUGAGUUGGAUAGAUCCCGACGUCGAGCAUAUGCAGGCCGUGAUGGUUCUGCUGGCCAUCCGCGCGCUUGGAAAGUCCAAAGCUGUCCUGCAGCAGAUGCCACGAGAGAUGAGGCGUCCGGAGAAGGCAAUACUUCAGCUUAUGGCCAGCGAGAAGAAUGUCGUGCCGUCCGUCUGGUGGUUAUCUGAACGCGGGGCGAAGUGCAUUGAGAAUGCCCUCGAGAUUCAUGAGCUCUUCAACCUUGCCCAAAUGUUGCAGGGCGAAAACCUUCCGGCAAACAUUGUGCAACUGCGCAGGUGCAUAGAGGAGAAAAGUGAAGAGCAGUUCCGCUUCUACAUCCUGUUCCUGCUCGGGUUCAUGAGUGGCAUUGCAGCAGGAACGGGUUCUCGCUUCAUGAACGGCAAGAAUGCAUCUGCAGUCAUCAGUGGCAUUCGUCUGCUGAAGCGCCUCAUGGAGUGCCCACCAGCUGCGAUUUAUUGGGGCUACUUGGACGAGAGAGCCCGCAAAUUGAACUUGAACUUCAGUUCUGCGGAGGACCUCGUGCUCGUUCGCCUCUCAUGCUUGGCACGAGUCCAAGACGAGAAAGACUACCUGCAGCUACGAACAUCAUGGGAUGCAUUGAAAGCCCGAGAGCGAAUGGCCUUGAUAGAUCACUUCCUAGCAGAUGGCAUUCAGGAGCAAGCCUUCAUGCUCGAGUUUUUGCCAAACUGCGUUGCGAAUGCGAAGGCCAACCACACGGUGGGCUUUGCGGGACUACUUGGUGUCUUGGUAGAUCUGCUGAGCAAUCUGCGUUCGAGCAUAGACUCAAUGCCAAACAUGGACAAGGUCAUCCCAGUCGACCUCUCUGAGAUGGCAGAGUUCAUUGCUGUGGUGCAAAACAGGUUUGUGUUCUUGACAUGCGUUUCGAGAUGCCAGCUGCAGUUUGUUGGCCAGAGAGUUUUUCUGAAGAUGACAGGAGGCAACUGGGGCCGGACCGCAGAUCCAGAUUCGGACAUGACCAGCCUUGCGUACACACUGCAGGACAUUCUGCAAAAGCAAGAGUUCUUGGAGGCAUACCUUGUGCGUCGGGACGAGCAGUCUUCCCCAUCUCCUUUUCACUCCGAGAUGCAACCUUCAGUCCCAGCUGUAGAUAGGGAUAUAGAGCGGAUGUACGGCAUGUACAGCGCUGAUCCGCAUAUUGUGAGACGAGAGGUGUUCUGA
Symbiodinium sp. CCMP2592 is the source of this 3447-nucleotide messenger RNA. The record is from the annotation of a GenBank genome assembly. NCBI's taxonomy places the organism in Eukaryota, Dinophyceae, Suessiales, Symbiodiniaceae.